CGUCUGAAACCAUGAAAGUGGAGAAAAACGUUAAAAUAUCGUCUUCUAAUGUGACCGUCUCCCUAAAUCUUCACGUUUUGGUCGGUGAGUUUGAAUCCGUUUUUCCUCUGGCCGUCCGUGUUUUACUCCCAGAGCUUUAAAAACUCAACUCACCGAACUACAAGAAGGCACGAGCGUUUACGACACUGCCCGUCGACAUACGGCAGCGGAAAGUGCUUCAGCUGCGGGAAACAUGUGCAGAGCUCCGUAGAUGAGGAAGGUGAGAUUCUCCUUCCGGUCUCGGGAUGAGGAGCGGCUUCUGCUUUGAUCUUGAAGCAUCGGUACCGAGAGAGGAACACCUGAGCUGCACCUGAACCGGAGCCUCCACAUGGAGAACUACAGCAGAGCUCGCAGCGUGGAGCAGCCGUCCGUCUGCCCGUUCGCCGGCCUCGCCGCUGACACGCCUGAGCUGCGGGUCAAAGACGGCAGCAAGAUCCGCAACCUGCUGCGCUUCGCCCUGAGCCGCAUGGAGGCCAAACGACGAGGGGGGGAGGAGGACGAGGGCGGGCAGAGGGUCCACGCCGCCUGCCCACAGAUGGUCUUCACAGCCAGCGGAAAGGCCGUCUCCAAGGCCAUCACCUGCGCCGAGAUCGUGAAGCGGCGGGUGAAGGGGCUCCACCAGCUGACCCGGCUGCUGCACAGCACCGUGGUGGAGGUGUGGGAGCCGCUGGAGCCCGCCGCCGGCCUGGACAGCCUGAACGUCAGCCGGAAGCUGCCCGCCGUCUGGAUCCUGCUGUCCAGAGAGCCGCUGGACAGCAGCCAGCCGGGGUACCAGGCACCCGGUUGCUACGACAACCUGUGGGCCCUGCCUACCAGCAAGGAGGAGGGCGGGGGGAUGAACCCAAAGAGGCCGGGGUCCAGGAGGAAGAGGGGAGGAGGAGCAGGAGGUGGAGGAGGAGGAGGAGGAGGCAGCAGGGGAAAAGGGCGACCCAGAGACGCAGCAAAAGGAUGGAACUGAUUCUAAAGCGGUUUGACUUCAGUGUGAACAGAUCCAGACUCAUGAGGACUGAAGAGACCAGAGGAGAAAAUAAAGUUUAUUUGCUUUUUUUUACCAGUGAUUCUAUGUUCAAUGUGUGACUCUAUGUGUGGGCGGAGCCAUUGUGCCUAGAGAGAGACUGCUCAGAGCUCAGAGGUCGUCAGCGACCUUUGACCCCCACAGCAGUGCUCUCUGGAGGUGUGACGGCUGUGUGCUCUCAGAACUGUUCUGUCUGGUUCACUAAUAAAGUUUGACCUCAUGAUGA
Molecule: messenger RNA, 1280 nt
Organism: Oryzias latipes (Japanese medaka)
Lineage: Eukaryota; Metazoa; Chordata; Actinopteri; Beloniformes; Adrianichthyidae
Gene: rpp25l
Product: ribonuclease P/MRP 25 subunit-like
Biological process (GO): tRNA 5'-leader removal
Cellular component (GO): ribonuclease MRP complex
Molecular function (GO): RNA binding
Source: RefSeq, a predicted model, not a curated record